Heterostelium album PN500 is the source of this 576-nucleotide messenger RNA. RefSeq names its product GNAT family N-acetyltransferase. The record is from RefSeq and is a predicted model, not a curated record. Gene Ontology annotation, molecular function: acyltransferase activity, transferring groups other than amino-acyl groups. The transcript has a single exon. NCBI's taxonomy places the organism in Eukaryota, Evosea, Eumycetozoa, Acytosteliales, Acytosteliaceae. The coding region runs from base 1 to 576 and encodes 191 amino acids.
AUGGAACUAUCAUUAGAAUCACCAAUUCUUUACGAAAGUGAAAGAUUGAUUUAUAAAGAGAUGCAAGUGGGUGUUGAUGAACCAUUUCUCAUAGAGUUAUUCAACGAUCCACUUUGUCUGAGAUUCAUUGGUUUCAGAACACUUACUUGCACAGAGAACGCUGCGAAAUAUAUAGAGUCUCUGAAUAAAUCGUUUAGAGACAAUGGAUUCUCAAUGCUGAAAGUCUGUAGAAAAGAGGCACCCGACGUACCGAUUGGAACAUCCGGUUUCGUCGCACGUCGUCCAAACGAGCACGAUGCCGAUGUCAAUCUGGGCUAUGCCUUUAUGGAGAGUGGACGUGGACAAGGCUAUGCAUUGGAGUCUUCGAUUGCCUCCAUUCAAUACAUUGCCAAAAAACUGGAUACCAAGCGAUUUGGAGCCAACGUAAACAACGACAACCAAAGAUCGAGUUCUCUUCUCACAAAAAUCGGUUUCCAAUACUCAAGAACAAUCAAAAUGGAUAAUUGUGAAACACCUUUAGAUAUCUUUAUAUUGGAGAUACAAAAUUUGAAAACAGAUGUACUCUUAAGAAAAUAA